Messenger RNA from Labrus bergylta (ballan wrasse), 1915 nucleotides. It is a transcript of the gene macrod1, whose product is annotated as mono-ADP ribosylhydrolase 1. NCBI's taxonomy places the organism in Eukaryota, Metazoa, Chordata, Actinopteri, Labriformes, Labridae. Gene Ontology annotation, molecular function: ADP-ribosylglutamate-[protein] hydrolase activity. Gene Ontology annotation, cellular component: nucleoplasm. Gene Ontology annotation, biological process: purine nucleoside metabolic process; peptidyl-glutamate ADP-deribosylation; DNA damage response. The record is from RefSeq and is a predicted model, not a curated record.
CAAAGUUAAAUACCAGCACUUCACGUCACAUUAAUGUUGAUUGACACUUCUUUAAGUUUGCAGUUUAGCAACAGUCCUAGGCCCCUCUUUUAAAGGUGGUACAGUCCACGCGCAAAAACGUCCAAAACAAAAAUGGCACAUGAAACCUAAAUGUGUGUUUUUUUGAGAUUAACUAAGUAUCAAGAUUAAGAAAGUAUCGAAAGCGAAACUGUUUUCACUGGUUGCUCUAUGUCGUAGCAGUAAUACAAAAUACUUGUCCGCCCCCCUCCUCGCUGUCACUCCGGCAUGGCACUUCAAAUGUCAACUCUGUUUACACAUGUCAGAGCACCUCUGUCCAGCGGCCCUCUGAGUCGUGUCCGUGCUGACUUCCAGAGAGCCGGGGACAGGUUCAAACACAUUGUAUCUCCAGGAAGCCCCCAGCUGGGAGGGAAGCCAGCAACCAGUCCUGUCCGCGGCCACAUUAACGCUCCGCACCGAGCUGGGAGGUUUUCUACUUCCCCGACAGAAGCAGCAGCUUGGAAGUCCAGCCAGGGGAACUGUUCCUCCUCCUCACCCGGGUGGAAGGGAGGCUGGCUGGGCAAGUUCGCCCUCGGUGCCGCCCUCGGAGUUAGCUCAGCUGCCCUGGUCCAGUUUCUCCACACCACAACCCGCACCGCCAUGACCCAGAAAGUUAACCUAAACUCUGAUGAAGGAGACUGGAAGGAGACUAAGGAGUUCUUGCUGUCUCUACCUGUGAAGGACAGACGUCAGUACUACAGGACUUCUAGCUCUGUGCCACUCGAAGACAUCCCAGUGUGGGCUCCUACUGCAGGUGGUAGUGUGGAACUGUUGUACGAGAGGAAUGCAAUGUUGGACCAGAAGAUUUCCCUCUACAGCGGUGACAUCACCAUGCUGGAGAUAGAUGCUAUUGUCAAUGCAGCCAACAAGACUCUGCUCGGAGGAGGUGGAGUGGACGGAGCAAUCCACCGUGCUGCAGGUCCCAUGCUUAAAAAAGAGUGUGCUUCCCUCCGCGGCUGUAAGACCGGAGAGGCGAAGAUAACUUGUGGCUACGGGCUCCCAGCAAAGUAUGUGAUUCACACAGUGGGGCCGAUUGUACAAGGAGCAGUUGGAAAGGUGGAGAAAAAAGACUUGAGGUUGUGCUACGAAAACAGCCUGACAGAAGCCACCAAGAAUGAAGUUCGCUCUGUGGCUUUCCCUUGCAUCUCCACUGGAAUCUACGGAUAUCCAAGUAAGCAGGCUGUGCAAGAGGCAUUGGCAACUGUGAGGGAGUAUCUGGAUAAACAUCAUGACAAGCUGGACAGAGUCAUCUUUUGUGUGUUCUUGCCGACGGAUAAGGAGCUGUAUCUGCAAAAUCUCCCGCUCUACUUCCCUGCUGAUGCCACGGUGAAGAGUAAACUGUGAGAGGGGAUUUGUCAGUUCUGGUUGCUGUGGAUACCGCUGCUACGCUCAGCAUCCAGAUUCCUCCUGCUCGCUUUGCCUCAAAAAAUCAAGAACUCCUAAAUGGAUGAUUUCUUCUUUAGUGCACACUGGCUCUUCUGCAGAUCUUCUCUGUGUUUCUCACUAAUGAUUUAGGUAACGAGUAGACGUUGUGUAAAGGUGUGAGUUAAUAUGGAUGAAUUGACCUUCAGCUGCACUCUAAUUUGACCUUUAUUGUCUGCGAUCAUUCGUAGUUUUGCAUCAAGCUAUUACAAUAUUAGGAUUCUAGUGUGUGUUCAUGUGUGUGAGACAAUGACAAAAGCUCAUUAAAACCUUCACACGGGCUCCUGGUGGGUAUGAAUUGAUUAUUUCUCGGGAUGUGAUACAAGUCAGUGAGCUGAGGCAUCACAAGGGAGACAUUUACAUGAAUAUUUUUUUCUUUCGUUUUCUUUGAGUCUGUGUGUGGCGGAGACAAUAAAACACUUUUUAAAUCCUUAAA